UUUUUUUUUUUUUUUUUUUUAGUACUCUGAAUAAACGUAGUUGCAAGGCACGAAUUAAUUCCAUGCUAAGCAGAAUUGAGAAGCUACAAGUUUGGCUCUACACCCUGAGGGAGUGGCUUGUGCAUGAAGACAUUGGUGCAUGCUUUCUGUAAUCUAUAUAAACUUUUUUCUAUAUAAAUUUUUAUAUAGACUUUUUGUGUGGCUUUUAUUUUCAUGAGAAGAUCUAGUUAAAAAUUUUUUUGAAUCUUUAGGAAGUUUCAAAGUCUCAGUGUGCUGAUAGGUUUUCAUCAAUUUACACAAACCUAGACAUAUUUUGGAAGAGGGAACUUUUUUUAAUCUCUUAUUUUUAAUGUUCAUUGGUGUUUCACCUACAAGUAUGUCUCUGAGGGAAUGUUGAAUCCCCUAUAACUAGAGUUACAGUUUCGGUUGUAAGCUGCCUGUGACUGAAUGGAAUUGAACCCAGGCCCUCUGGAACUGUUCUUAAUCAUCUCAAGAGGAGCCAUCUCUCUAGCCCCAGAAGAGGGACUCCGUUUUUCUUCUUCAAAAUAAUUUUUGAAAAUUAUUUACUAAUUGGGUGUGCUUUGGUGUUCUGCUUGCAUGUCUGUCUGUGUGAGGAUGUCAGAUCCUCCUGGAACUGAAAUUAUAGAUAGCUGUGAGCUGCUAUGUGGGUGCUGGGAGUUGAACCCAAGUACUUUGAAAGAGCGCCAGUGCUCUUAACUGUGGGGCCAUCUCUGUAGCCCCAGAAGAGGGAUUUUUUUUUUCUAAAUAAUAUAUUUUAUGUGUGUUGGUAUUUUGCCUGCAUUUGUGUCUGUGUGGGGAUAUCAGAGAUUGAAGUUACAGACAAUUGUAAGCUGUCAUGUGGGUGCUGGGAAUUGAACCCCUGUCUUCUGUAAGAGCAGUCAGUGCUCUGAACCUCUGAGCCAUUUCUCCAGCUCCUGUGAAGAGGAAAUCUUUUGUUUCUUUGUUUGUUUUUGAGACAGGGUUUCUCUGUAUGUAGUUCUUUGUGUCCUGGAACUCACUAUGUAGACAAGGCUGGCCUCGAACUCAGAAAUCCGCCUGCCUCUGCCUCCCGAGUGCUGGGAUUAAAGGCGUGCGCCACCACGCCCGGCUCUGUUAUUUAUUUUUUAUUUUGUUUAUUUUUUAUUAAUGAUCAAUGUAGGCAAGUCCAGCCAAGGGGCUAUUAUGCCACCCCUAGGCAGUUGAUCCUUAAUGAUAUAAAAAAAGCAAGCCAGUAAGCAGUGUUCCUCCAUGACUUGUGCUUCAGUUCUUGCCUCCAAGUUCUUGCCCUGCCCUUCCUCGAUGGUAGACUCUUACCUGGAAGUGUUAAGAUGAAAUAAACCCUUUCUUCCCUAAGUUACUUUUUGGUCAUGGUGUUUGUCAUAGAAACCGAAAGCCUCAUGUCUUUUAGGCAGGUAUGCAGACUCUUAUGUUGAAAGAAAGCACAGUGCUGGAGAGAUGGCUUACUGGUUAAGAGCAGGGCCUUUCUUCCAGAGGACCUGGGUUUAAUUCCCAGCAAUCACAUGGCAGAUCACACCUGUUUGUAACUCCAGUUCCAGGGCUUCUGACAUCUUUACACGGGCAUACGAGCAAGCCAAAUACCAAUAGACAUAUGUAAAAAUAAGUUGAAAAAGAAAGAAAGCGCUUAGUUCAUUUGAUAGCGAUUAAUUGAGUGUGUCCCCAACCAGUUAAUUUCUGAUUUGGAUAAUUGAUGUUUUUUAUAAGUGAAAACUCAGGGCUGGUGAGAUGGCUCAGCAGGUAAGAGCACCCGACUGCUCUUCCGAAGGUCCUGAGUUCAAAGCCCAGCAACCACAUGGUGGCUCACAACCAUCCCUAACGAGAUCAGACUCCCUCUGUGUCUGAAGACAGCUACAGUGUACUUACAUAUAAUAAAUAAAAACAAAACAAAUAAAGUCAUUGUUUAUGAUAAACACAUAUUUAAAAAAAUAAAAAAUAAAAAUAAGUGAAAACUCUUUGACGUUGAUACAACACAGAUACACAGAAAGCCCCAAACACUUUUGAAAAGGUGUUUAGGGAAUUAGGGGACUUGGUUGAAUUUUGUGUAUGUGUACAUGAGCUGAUGUAUAUAGUAUUUGUUCAGUGAAAGAAGUGCAUAUGUGUGUUCCAGGUCUCUGAUGGGCCUAGAGUUUGGAGCGAGAACUGGGAAGCAGAGCUCUAGAAGCAUGGAGACCAUAAGUGACCAUGGUCACUGUCUCUUCACCCCAUGUCUGCACUUUUUAUGUACCUGGCUUCAAAUACUUUAGUUUCUACUUCUGGUUGACCUACUGAGAGGAGGGCAUAGGAAAUGAAGGACUGUGUGUGCCCUCAAGAUGGCGGGGCUCCUGACUUGGAGAAGAGGAAGAGGUCUAUGCUGCACGCAUUGGUUUAUACAAGAAGUAUUUGGUUGCAGUACUCCUACAGAACAGCACUCCAUGCCCUGUGACAGUGUGCUUGUGUGAGCUUUCCAGUGACAUUCAUGGUCAGCCAUAGUAAACAGCCUAGAAAAUGAGAUUAUGAAAGAGUGAAUAAAAUCUACAUUAGGGUUCACAAGUGGACAUUAUAAGCAGUUUUUAUUAACGUAAGAUGUCAGGAUGAUAAAGCAACCAGGAUAAUUAUGGUUGGUCAUGGAGGAUAAGCAAGAAACUUGUCCCAAGGGGGACAGUGAUUUUGUUUCUGACAAAGUAAAUUUCAAAACGGAGGAAGAUGAUGAUCAAACUCCUUGUCACAGUUUGGAACAAGUGGACUUUAAAAGUGAGUCAGAGGAUAUGAGACAGACAGACAGUGGCGAUGAACAGGCAGACAUCAGGGCAGCGAGCUGUGCCUGUCAGCCCUCUGGGAAGUUCUUAGCUGCCGAGAGUGAGGAUGACUAUGGCUCACUCUUCUCCCAGUAUAGUAGCACACUGUACAGCGUAGCCAUGGAAGCUGUGACCCAGAGCCUUCUUUCCAGUCGACACAUAAGCUCCAGGAAGAAGUCUCCAGCCUGGAAGCAUUUCUUUAUUUCCCCUCGAGAUAGCACUAAGGCUAUCUGCACAUACUGUAUGAAAGAGUUCAGUAGGGGCAAGAAUGAGAAAGACCUGAGUACAAGUUGCCUCAUGAGACAUGUGAGGCGGGCACACCCCACCAAGCUCAUUCAAGAAAAUGGAAGUCUAUCGGCAGGGUCCUCCUUUUCCCCUCCCUCUCUGUUGCUUCCACCACAGCCUGCAGAUGUGGGAGACCUUAGCACUGUGCUCUCGCCUGUCAGACUUGUCCAGAAAAUGGCUCCCAAGAUCCCAUCCCCUGACCAAAUAAUGGAAGAGUCUGUGACUGUAGUUUCUUCUGAAGAGUUGUCCUCUGAUGUGUCUGUCACUGAAAAGUACAGCAGAGAGGAGGCCUUGGCAGGCUCCUCCCCCAACCUCUCCAUGCUCCAUUAUGACGACGCUUCAGAAACCAUGGCAGACAGAAACCUUUCUCUUCCCAAAAGCACAUCUGGGUCCAGGAGGAGGUCAGCCGUCUGGAAGCACUUCUACUUGUCACCCCUUGAUAGCUCCAAGGCUGUCUGUGUCCACUGUAUGAAUGAGUUCAGUAGAGGGAAAAAUGGGAAGGACCUGGGUACAAGCUGCCUCAUCAGGCACAUGUGGAGAGCACAUCGCUCCAUUGUACUGCAGGAGAACGGGGGCAACACAGGCAUCCCACCAUUGUACCCUAUGCCCCCCACCCUGCUGCCUGCCCUGCUGCCCCCAGAAGGGGAUCUCAACUCCGCAUCGUUGUCUCCAGGCAAACAAGUCAAAGAGUCCCCUUCUGCCUCCUCAUCCCCAGAAAGGCUUCCGGAGGACCUGUCAUCACACACUAAUCCUGGGGAUGUAUCCCGGGAAGAUGUGUCCAUGUUGUCAUCCUCUGAUGACUUGGGGGAGGCCUCUGUAGUGUCUUCUCCAGAGAAGCAGCCAGCGGACACGGUAAAUCCAAGGUUUGAAUCAGGUACUGUUUUCCAGCAAAAUAAGAAGGUGAUGAGAAGACUAAAGUCAGAAGUCUGGCAUCACUUUUCCCUGGCCCCCAUGGACAGUCUCAAAGCAGUGUGCCGGUACUGUAGCUGCGUUAUUAGUCGGGGGAAGAAGGGAGAUGUUGGCACCAGUUGUUUGAUGCGACACCUGUACAGACGCCACCCUGAGGUGGUUGGGAACCAGAAGGACUUUCUGGGUGCAAGUUUGGCAAACUCUCCAUAUGCCACUUUGGCUUCUGCAGAAAGCUCCUCCAAGUUAACUGACUUGCCAGCAGUGGUCAGAAAAAACCAUCAAGGUGUGUUUCCUACUAAUAGCAAGAAGACCUCAAAGCUGUGGAAUCACUUUUCUAUUUGUUCAGCAGACUCAACAAAGGUGGUGUGCCUGCACUGUGGCCGGACCAUCAGCAGGGGCAAGAAACCCACCAACCUGGGCACCAGCUGUCUCCUGAGACAUCUGCAGCGGUUCCAUGGCCAUGUACUCAAGAAUGAUGUCUCAGAGGCCACUCUGUCCCGUUCUCCAGGCAUCCGGAGGCCUCUGGGCAUAGAGCUCUCAGGGCCUUCCUCUUUCCGUGACUCCACAGAGAAGUUCUAUGACUCUCAUCCAGUUGCCAAAAAAAUCACAAGUCUCAUAGCUGAAAUGAUUGCACUUGACCUUCAGCCAUAUUCCCUUGUAGACAACGUUGGCUUUAACAGGCUGCUCGAAUACUUGAAACCUCAGUACUCUUUACCCUCCCCUUCCUACUUCUCUAGAACAGCUAUCCCAGGUAUGUAUGACAAUGUGAAACAGAUAAUUAUGUCACAUCUGAAGGAAGCUGAGAGUGGUGUGGUUCACUUCACCUCUGGAAUAUGGAUGAGUAGCCAGACUCGUGAAUACCUGACCCUUACAGCUCACUGGGUCACCUUCGCAUCCGCUGUCCGACCACAUUGUGAGGACCACCAUUGCUCAGCACUUUUAGAUGUCUCACAAAUCGACUGUGACUAUAGUGGAAAUAGCAUUCAGAAGCAGCUGGAGUGUUGGUGGGAAGCCUGGGUGACUUCCAUUGGCCUUCAGAUUGGCAUCACUGUCACUGACAAUCCAAGCAUAGGGAAGAUGCUGAGUGAGGGUGAACACUCAAGUGUGCAGUGCUUCAGUCACACAGUGAAUCUGAUUGUGAGCGAGGCUAUCAAGAGCCAGAGGAUGGUGCAGAACUUACUGAGUAUUGCCCGGAAGCUGUGUGAGCGGGUCCAUCGGUCACCCAGAGCAAGAGAGAAGUUAGCAGAACUGCAGAAAGAGUACGAGCUGCCACAGCACCAGCUGAUCCAGGAUGUACCGUCUAAGUGGAGCACAUCGUUCCACAUGCUCGAACGUCUGAUUGAGCAGAAGAGGGCAGUUAAUGAGGUAUCCAUUGAGUGUAACUUCAGAGAAUUGAUCAGCUGUGACCAGUGGGAGGUCAUGCAGUCUGUGUGCCAUGUGCUGAGACCAUUUGAUGCUGCAAGCCGAGAGAUGAGUGCCCACAUGUCUACGCUGAGCCAGGUCAUCCCCAUGAUCCACAUCCUCAGCAGAAAAGUGGAGAUGCUGUUUGGGGAGACCAUGGGCAUUGACACCAUGCUUAAGUCCCUGAAGGAAGCCAUGGCAAGCCGCCUGUCUGCCACACUCCAUGACCCCAGGUACAUCUUUGCCACACUGCUGGACCCUCGCUACAAAGCUUCCCUGUUCACAGAGGAGGAGGCAGAGCAGUACAGGCAAGACUUAAUCAGGGAGCUAGAAAUACUGAAUUCUACCUCAGAGGACACUGCCACCUCCAAUGGCUGUGACUCAGGGUCCCCACUUAAAGACACUGGCACAGAGGAGAGCCUGUGGUCACUCGCACCGAUAAAGAGAGAUCAGAGAGAGAAGCUACCUGAAGACAUGGUGCUUGCGUAUUUGGAGGAAGAGGUGCUGGAACACAGCUGUGACCCACUCACCUACUGGAACCUAAAGCGGUCAUCGUGGCCUGGGCUGUCUACCUUAGCAGUUCGAUUUCUGGGAUGUCCCCCAAGUACAGUCCCCUCAGAAAAGCUGUUCAGCACACCCAUGGAUGCUGGCAGCUUUGGCCAGCCCAGGCUCAUGAUGGAGCAUUUUGAAAAGCUCAUCUUUUUAAAAGUGAAUCUUCCUUUAAUAUGCUUUCAGUAUUGAACUCAGAGAUGGAGCCACCAGACUGGAAACGUGCUUCAGAGUGCUAGCUAUUGUACCAGGGCUGACUUGCCUGGCAGGGCCAUGUAGGACACCAGACCAGGCAUCUGGGGCUACCUGCCAGUUCUCACCAUAAUAUCCACAUGUGCCUUACUCCUCCUUCAGGCCAGGUGUCAAGGUGCGUUUUCAGAAGCCCACUAGAAACAGUCUUGGCAAUUAUGAAAUAGGAUGAUCAGGUUUAAAACUAUAAAGGUUUUUUGUUUUGUUUUGAGGGGAUAGUAAUCUGUUUUACUAGAAUGAAAGGAAGAUGUAAACAAUUUUAUUAUGUAGGGUUUUUAUUCAGUUGUGUAAAAACCACAAAUCAGGUGCUGUAUUUUAAUUAAAUAUUUUAAUUGCAACAAAACAGCUUUUGUGGCUGUUAAAUGAAACCUGUAAAUAGGAGGUGGAGGUUAAGCCAUCCUGACUGAACAGUUCUUAACCACAGGCUCCAAAAGUAUGUCCUAGAGAGAAUAUUCUGGAAGCUGUUUACAGAACCAGGCAUUUGAAAACAAAACUGAACUUGGGCAUAUCAUGGAGUGUCAAUCACAUGGCUAAUUGGUCAUGAGAAUGGUCCCAUGUCAGGUGUUGCAUUCAGGUUUUACACGGUCAGUUAACUCAGAGAUAUCCCACUUAUCAUGAGCCCCUUGAAAUUGGAUCCAGGUUUUAAAGUCAUGCUUAGGACUUCACCAGAGCAUGAUAUGACACGUUUACAACAGAUGGCCUGCUGAUCCAAUCUCCAUGCCUCUGGUUUACUUUUUGCAUCUCUAUACAAUAAAGCUAUCUCAUAAGAAGUAUGCACUGACCCCUCAGUUUGACCAGAUAGCGCUCAGAUUCUACUUUGAGGAGGUAGCUUGUCGACAGGGAAAGCGCUUGUUUAUUGCAGUCAUGAGAAAAGCCUUAGGCAUUUAGAUUUUUUUUUUUCCUAUGAUAGGGAAGCCUCAACCAUCACUGGGACAUUAUAGAGUCCCAAGGAUACCAACAUGAAGUAUCAGCUAUCAGACUCUUUACCAGACUCCAAAGUUUUUGCUUAUGUCUAAAAGAAAAAGUUUUUCAUUUUCUCAUUUCAAAUCAGUUAAAUAUUCUGGGUGAAACAAAUCACUCAUUGCCUCUGACCUUUUAGAAAACAAAUGUUGUGUUGAAAUACUGUGUGGGCUCGGUCUGAGUUUGCCUGGACUGUGCUUUAGUGUAUUUAUAAAUGACGAACCUGGAUUCUGAAAUUAAACUUUUUAUUUGCGAUUUUCUA
This is a messenger RNA of Mus musculus (house mouse), 7407 nucleotides long. It is a transcript of the gene Zbed4, whose product is annotated as zinc finger, BED type containing 4. Gene Ontology annotation, cellular component: cytoplasm; nucleus; photoreceptor inner segment. Gene Ontology annotation, molecular function: protein dimerization activity; identical protein binding; DNA binding. The record is from RefSeq and is a predicted model, not a curated record. Bases 2622 to 6128 code for a protein of 1168 amino acids. The transcript is spliced from 2 exons. Lineage: Eukaryota; Metazoa; Chordata; Mammalia; Rodentia; Muridae.